ACUGUAUAAUAUUGUUUCUUUUUAAUUUAUUGUGAUAUGUUGUAUACAGAGCAUGUUACAACAAAAUUUCCCUUGGGAUUAAUGAAGUUUUUGCUGAUUCUAAAUGUACCAUUAGAUUAGAAACAUCUGUUUAUAAUUCGACAAGAAAAUAUCAAAGUCAAAGUAAAGAGGGGGAAAUGUUUUUUGUUUUUUUCUGAGAGAAAACUACUAAAGUUCAGUGAUGACUCCUGAAUCGGAUCGAGUCCAUGCGCGGCUUGUUUUCAGGUCUAUUGUGAUCUUCCAUUGCCCACCGAUGGACCGGUCGCGUCCGUGUUUCCGGCCGGACACAUUUCCCCGCCGCACCGCUGCCGUCGCAUGGAACUUUGUUUACGGCGGAUCAGAAAGAUUGCGAAACGCGAGCGGAGUUUCACCGACCUGACCAGGUAAUCGGCUCGUCGCUGCAGUUGUGCACGUCCAUGCGUGGAAUGUAAACGCCAUGCGGUGGUCUCACGCGUGUUUGGUUGGACUCCGAGUGGAACACAGACGACACUGAACCGUGGUCACGUCGGCUCCGAACUCCGGCUCGGUGUCGACGGUGGAGCGGACGCGCUCGCGGCGUGGCUUCUGACGCGCUCCUGCGGUUGUCACGUGAGCGUGAUGUGGAUGUGAUGUUGUGACGUUCUCGAGCAUCGCGCGCGCGCCUGCCUGCCACCUCUCACCUGUCUGUCCCCCAGGAAUGUCUCAGGACAGUCAACAUGGCAAGUGGUCCAUCUCCAGCAGCGACGACGACGAUGACGACCACAAGCUGACUCCGUCAGGAAAAGCCACGCUCCGGUCUCCAGCGUCCCCCCUACCUCUCCCCCGCAGCCCCCCCUCUCCUCCGGACCCGCAGCUGCAGGUGAAGUCGGAGCGCAACGGCGCGCCACUCUCCUCGCUCCAGAUUGGCUCCGCGGCCAGACAAGCCGCGGCCCAGAACCAGUUGAACCCAGUCACGUUUGCGUCCAGUCCAUCUGUGAAGAGGAAGAAGGAGGCGCUAGAGGGCUCCGGGUGGGCUCUGUCCGACAGUGAUGAUGAUGGUGGUGAUGAUGUGAAGAAGGUCCACAGCGCCCCCAAAAGGAAGCCCCCCAGCAAGAAGGCGGAGCAAGAGCGCCCCCCGAGUCCUCACGGCCGGCUCUACUACAUGGACGAGCCGGCCGACUUCUUCGAGUCCAGUCUCCCGCGUCUGAGCGACACCUACAGGUUUUACCUCAACAAGGUGACGGGGCUGGACAGGAAGUUCAACACCGGAGCGCUGCACAUCAGAGACAUCCUCUCGCCACUGUUUGGGACGCUGAAGGAGUCGGUGCAGUUCAACUACUGUUUUGACGUCGCCUGGAUGGUGCAGCAGUACCCCCCCGAGUUCAGGGAUCGUCCCGUCCUGAUCGUGCACGGCGACAAGCGGGAGGCCAAGGCCCGGCUGGUGCAGCAGGCCAAGCCCUUCCCUCACGUCCGCUUCUGCCAGGCCAAGCUGGACAUCACCUUCGGCACGCACCACACGAAGAUGAUGCUGCUGUGGUACCAGGAAGGAUUCCGGGUGGUCAUCACUACCUCAAACCUCAUCAGAGCCGACUGGUACCAGAAGACUCAAGGCAUGUGGAUGAGUCCUCUGUUCCCACGGCUACCGGACGGCAGUGGCGCUGGCGCCGGCGAGUCCCCCACCUUCUUCAAAAGGGACCUGCUGGAUUACCUGGCAUCGUACAGGGCUCCUGAGCUGGAGGAGUGGAUCCAGAGGAUCAAAGAGCACGACCUCUCAGAAACCAGGGUCCACCUGGUGGCCUCCACUCCAGGGCGCUACACCGGUCCAGACCUGGAUCGCUGGGGCCACCUGCGGCUGAGGAAGCUGCUGUACCAGCACACGGAGCCUGUUCCUGCCGAGGACCAGUGGCCGGUUCUGGCUCAGUUCUCCAGCAUCGGUUCCUUGGGCCUGGACAGGAGCAAGUGGCUGGCUGGGGAGUUCCAGCGCACCUUGACCACCCUGGGCAAGUCCUCCCAGCGCCCGGACCCGCCCGUCCACCUGCUCUACCCUGCCGUGGAGGACGUGAGGAGCAGUCUGGAAGGCUACCCAGCCGGCGGCUCGCUCCCCUACAGCAUCCAGACGGCUCAGAAGCAGCUCUGGCUUCACUCCUACUUCCACCGCUGGCAGGCCGACGCCACAGGGAGGACUCGCGCCAUGCCGCACAUCAAGACCUACAUGAGGACGUCCCCGGACUUCGGCCGGCUGGCCUGGUUCCUGGUCACCAGCGCUAACUUGUCCAAAGCAGCGUGGGGCGCCCUGGAAAAGAACAACACCCAGCUGAUGGUCCGCUCCUACGAGCUCGGGGUUCUCUUCCUGCCCUCGGCCUUCAACAUGGACACCUUUCCUGUCCAGAGGAAUCCAUUUCCUGUCUCCUCCUCCUCCUCCUCCUCCGGUUUCCCCGUGCCCUUUGACCUCCCACCGACUGCCUACUCCUCCAAAGAUCAGCCCUGGAUUUGGAACAUUCCGUACAGCCAGGUCCCAGACACACACGGCAACGUCUGGGUUCCCUCCUGAACACGCGCCGCCGGGGGCUUUAGAUUUUCUACUGUUGACAAUAAACCAGUGACUCUCCAGCUGCUGUGACUCAGUCCUCGUUUCUCCUUGUCAAUAUUUCAGCUCAAACGUUGUCGUUUGUUUCCUGCUGAAACCAUGUUCUAUCGACUCCAUCAGUGGUGUUUCCUGCCUGUGACUCCCCGUUCCUCGGUCACGGCCACCUGUUUUGCUUUGACCCUGGCUUCUGUCCCCCACCUGACCCGACAGCUGGGUCCAUGACUCACU
Molecule: messenger RNA, 2812 nt
Organism: Synchiropus splendidus (mandarinfish)
Lineage: Eukaryota; Metazoa; Chordata; Actinopteri; Syngnathiformes; Callionymidae
Gene: tdp1
Product: tyrosyl-DNA phosphodiesterase 1
Exons: 15
Coding region: 716-2548 (610 amino acids)
Biological process (GO): double-strand break repair; single strand break repair
Cellular component (GO): nucleus
Molecular function (GO): double-stranded DNA binding; 3'-tyrosyl-DNA phosphodiesterase activity; single-stranded DNA binding
Source: RefSeq, a predicted model, not a curated record